Guyanagaster necrorhizus is the source of this 1831-nucleotide messenger RNA. RefSeq lists its product as uncharacterized. The coding region runs from base 178 to 1653 and encodes 491 amino acids. The transcript is spliced from 4 exons. Gene Ontology annotation, molecular function: protein binding. Lineage: Eukaryota; Fungi; Basidiomycota; Agaricomycetes; Agaricales; Physalacriaceae. The record is from RefSeq and is a predicted model, not a curated record.
CACCACACUCGACCUGGGCAAGGCAGUUGGGGUACUGGAACGCCACCUGGCCCCACGACGGAAAUCGUCAUUUGUGUCCAACAUUCAUAUACCGACGUGGCAUUGUCUGCGUUCUCUGAGGGUGAAAAUCUGAUAUGCUGGCAACGUUCUGGUCUUCCAGAUUGACGAUCACCGGUCAUGGAAUGUGAUGAAUCCAGAGAGAUUGUACUAAGAGAUACCACGAGCCGUAUCAAGGAGCUGGAAGACCAGAAGCAACGUCUACUUCAGGAAGUCAAUGAGGUAGACAAGGAGCUGCAGCUUGCUCAUGCGCGACACAAGCAGCUGCUUAACCACAGCGCGCCUAUCUCCGUCCUUCCGUUCGAGGUCUUGUCCUCCAUCUUCAUGCUCUGUUCUGAAGAUGCUAUCUGCCACCGGUCCUCAUUCGGUAUCACUGCCUCCCACGUCUCUAGCACCUGGCGGGCCGUUGCCACUGGUACUCCUAUGCUCUGGAAUAGGAUAUUCAUUAACCUCAGCAUCGUGUUGAAGCACAGGAAUAGCCACUUUGCAAAGAAGUUGGAGCUGUUGAAUAUUCAUUUGAGCCGGUCGGGCGAAUGCUUGCUGAAUAUCCGUUUGCAGGUCAACGGAAAUUACCCAUGGCCAGAUUUUCUUGAUAUUAUGGCCGCACAUCUAUGGCGAUGCAAGGAACUCUCCAUGUCCAUAGCUAACAACUUCUCGCCGAUCGAGGAUGUCAUCAAGAAGUUGCGAGCAUUAACUGCGCAGCAACUCGAACGCCUAUCUAUCCGAAUCAAAUUUCACCCUCACCAUCCUCACCUACAAACACAAUACGAACUUGUAAAGCCUCGGAUUUUAUCUGGCGGAGCCAAUUAUUUAUCGUUCGUGCGGCUUUCCGGUGUUUCAGGCCCUCUCCAGCCGCCCUUGGGCAAUGUUACAACGCUUCACAUCGAUGGGACUCACAUGGACGAAUUGCAUUUGGACCAGUGUCGUGCCUUCCUUGGGUCCAUGGCAAAGUUAAUCAACCUCUCGUUGUCGAGAAUGAAGCUAAAAGCCGGUUUGGCCAGAGAAUCUACGCCUAUCCACCUUCCAAACCUCGAGUCCCUUCGUAUCAGCGGCACUGAUGAACUCGACCGCUCUCGCAUGCUAAUGGCACAAUUACCUUUGUCCCAGAUUCAUUCCCUUGUUCUUAAGGGUAUUGAUGAUUUGGGUGACAACCAGUUUCCAAAUGUCCGCUCUCUCACGUUGAGCGCAUGUUCAUUUCCCAGUACACAAUUAGGGCACACUGUGGAUGCGUUUCCGUCGCUGACUAGCAUCGACUGUGACUUGGCUGUCAUUUCGGUAUUAUUAAUAUUGUCGUGGACAGGCGACGAAGCUGAAAACGAUGGCGUACCGGCUUUUUGGAAGAAAGUGGAGACACUUUCCAUACGAGACAUGGAACCUCUACAUAUCGAGUUGCUUAUUCGCUCAAUCACGGCUCGAGUGAAGAAGAGUGGCGCAUUCCGCCUUCUGCGUCUUGACCAUCGAAGCCGAUCUGCUCUUCGUUCCAAGAAUGAGCUGACACGCCUCGAAAAGAUGGUAAAUAUCGACAAGUGCGACUAUGUGGAGGCAUGGCCAUCUGGUCUUGAGUACGAGGACAAUGACGACAGUUUUUGGGACUAGGCUGCAUUUGUUCCGCACCUUGACAAUAAUGAAACGAAUCUCCGCGAAUUCCGAUUUUUGCCUUGUUUAGUAUUUCCGUGUUAUAAAGCUCGCUCAGCAUACUCUGACGCACGCCAGGACACCCGAAUCAUGCACAUACUAAUAGUUAUUGCUAAUAGGUGUAUAUACCCCGAUUUCG